CAAGCCGCCGCUCUUCGCCGCCGCCGCUUCACAUCCCCGCCAGACGCCGCCCCUACGAGUCAAACGACCUCCGCGAAUAGUCAGACUUGACAAGAAUGGCAGAAGACACCCCUGUGGACAGCCCCAAACGCAAGCGUGGACGCCCACCAAAGCCUGAAAUUUAUAAAGUCAUGGCUGAAGACAACCCCACUGACAGCCCCAAGCGCAAGCGUGGCCGUCCCCCAAAGCCAGAGAGCGAGAAGGCAGCAGCUAAGCGCAAGGCUGCGGAUUCUGGAGAUGAUUCUGCCCCCAAGAGGGGACGAGGCCGCCCCAAGGGUAGCAAAAACAAGAGCAAGAAGGGCUCCCCAGCAAAGGGCACUGGCAAGCGAGGGCGCCCCCCAAAGAAUGCCCCCAAGGAGUCUGCCUCGGAGGAGUCUGCUGAAGAUGCAGAGUAAAUUUAGUGUUGUGGGAGGCACCAUUACCCCCCUGUCACAGGGCUGCUGUUAAAGGGGAAUAAAUAAUAAAACAAAAAAAAGCAUAAAGACCAAUCCAGUGUGGGAAGACCUCAUUCCCCAUUUUUGGUCACUGUGCAACUUGGAACAGGCACUCAGAUUAUAUUGCUUUUGAAGGCUUUGAUUUAUAUACACCUUUAUACCUGUGGCAGCCCUUGUAUACCCCUACGUUGUGUGUGCUUCUUUAAUGCCUACAUCAAGUCUUUAUACUUCCAAAUAGCCAAAAAAGUACCUAUUUUUCUAUGUAUUUACAUCAGUAAUGGCUUCAUGAGUAGAGAAUGUAGGUAGGGGUGCAGAGGGUAUGGUGGUGUGGUCUGCAACAAUUCCUAUUAUUAUUUUUUCAUGUUUCUUGUAGGUGUUAUCAGUGAAAGUGGUUUAAAAAAUUCAAUGCUAUUCUCUCUUCAGAGUACAAAAUGUGUAGUGCAUUAUUAUUAUGUUUAUUUUGUUAAUUUCUUGAGAGAGAAAACAUAUUUUUAAGUCAGCAUUCACUUGCGGGAAAAGAUCUGAAAAUUGUCCCUUAAUCACCUUCACCCAUUCAUGUUUCUUCAUUAUGAUCAAUUACAGAUCAAUAGUUUUCAGCCUUUUGCUAUCCCCUUCAUUUUGGGACCAACUAUUCCCAAGCAAUUGGUAUUUUAUAUUUUGUCCAGGGUAAUUCACCCUGUAAUAUUAUUUUACUUUGUACCAAUAAAAUUCAUUUAGUUGUAACA
Penaeus chinensis is the source of this 1198-nucleotide messenger RNA. Its product is annotated as AAC-rich mRNA clone AAC11 protein-like. NCBI's taxonomy places the organism in Eukaryota, Metazoa, Arthropoda, Malacostraca, Decapoda, Penaeidae. Gene Ontology annotation, cellular component: chromatin; nucleus. The coding region runs from base 96 to 434 and encodes 112 amino acids. The record is from RefSeq and is a predicted model, not a curated record. Gene Ontology annotation, molecular function: DNA binding. The transcript is spliced from 4 exons. Gene Ontology annotation, biological process: regulation of DNA-templated transcription.